AUGCCACCCACGACCCUUUCGCGAGUGCUGCUGAAUGCCGAAUGCGCGCUUCUCAGGGCACUCAAGUCUAUGCCCGAAGCCUCGAUCCGCUUUCCCGACCAUGCGACGCAGAUUGAUUGGGCCGAUGCCUGCACUGCUCGUGAGCCUGACGCACCUCGAAUUGCCUUCUUCCUCGAUGGAAAGAACUACCCUGUACAGGAACCCAGCAACAGAGAUGUUCAAAACGCAUUUUACAACGACGGGAACCGCAGCAUCGUAACUCCUUUGAAAUCUGGUGACAUCGACAAGACAUCGCCCGUGCUGCGAGCUGCUGUUGAGCGAGUCAUCCAACUGUUCGUGCCCGACGACUAA
This is a messenger RNA of Aphanomyces astaci, 351 nucleotides long. RefSeq lists its product as hypothetical. The record is from RefSeq and is a predicted model, not a curated record. Lineage: Eukaryota; Oomycota; Saprolegniomycetes; Saprolegniales; Verrucalvaceae. The coding region runs from base 1 to 351 and encodes 116 amino acids. The transcript has 3 exons.